CUGUUAUUAUCCCUCAGUGAAUGUAUCAUGACGUUGACGUCCGAGGACUUGUACCUAAACAGGGCAAGAUUUGUAAUGAAAUAUUUAGGAGUUUGGGUGCCUCACCCAAAUGAAACGUUUGCUCAUAAAUGUUACAGAAUAUUUAUGAUGACAGUUCAAUAUUUAUUUUUGUUUUUCCAAAUAAUCUACAUUGUCCAAGUUUGGGGUGAUUUAGGAGCAGUGUCUCAAGCGUCAUAUUUGCUGUUUACUCAAGCUUGUUUAUGUUUGAAAAUAACAGUGUUUCAAAUAAACGUGGACGUGGUCAAGGACUUAUUAGAAAGAAUGAAUAGCGAUAGUUUUAAACCGCAAAACGAAGAUCAUGAAAGGAUACUAAAAUGGCAUGCUGCGCGUAUCAAAAGACUUCUGCUAGCUUUUAUGAUAAGUUCGCAAACAACCUGUGGUUUAUGGGCUUUGAAACCAUUGUUCGACGAUGCGGGCAGUCGGAAUUUUCCAUUUGACAUGUGGAUGCCAGUCAGACCGGAAUAUUCUCCGCAAUACGAGUUGGGAUAUUUGUUCCAGUUAGUGACAAUAUGCAUUAGCGCCUACAUGUACUUCGGUGUCGACAGCGUUGCUUUAUCUAUGGUUAUUUUCGGAUGCGCCCAAAUUGACAUUAUCAAGGAAAAAAUAUUGAGUAUCAAAACUUUUGAAGACAAAGGACAAAUUUCGAAGAAACGGGCUAAAUACCUUGAAACUAAUUAUAAUAAAUUAAUAGAGUGCGUAAAGCAACACCAAGGCGUGGUGACAUUUACGCGCCUAGUAGAAGACGCAUAUCAUACUUUUCUGUUAUUUCAACUGAUUGGUAGUGUUGGAUUGAUUUGUAUGUCUGGUCUGCGAAUUUUAGUGGUGGACUGGCGUAGUAUGCAAUUUGCCUCAAUAGUUACGUACUUAUCCGUGAUGAUAAGUCAGUUGUUCGUAAGCUGCUGGUGUGGUCACGAGCUUACUGCUACUAGCGAUGAACUGAACACAGUACUAUACAAAUGCGCUUGGUACGAUCAGGAUAUGAAGUUCAAGCGAGCAUUAGUCUUUGUGAUGAUGCGCAUGAGCAAGCCACUGGUACUAAGGGCCGGACAUUAUGUAACAUUAUCGCGCCAAACAUUUGUGACAAUUCUGCGAACAUCUUAUUCAUAUUUUGCAGUAUUAAAUCAGACAAUUAAAGAUUAA
Messenger RNA from Parnassius mnemosyne (clouded apollo), 1200 nucleotides. Lineage: Eukaryota; Metazoa; Arthropoda; Insecta; Lepidoptera; Papilionidae. The record is from the annotation of a GenBank genome assembly.